UUAUACUGAAUGAACCAAGCACGCCAUGGGAAAAAUCACAAAUUUUUGAAGCAGUGACUCGUGGUGCUGGUUUCGAAGCUAUCUUCGAAGAUCCUCGCGCUCCUACAAAUUUUAAAACUGCAGUAGCAAAAUGUCUAGCUCAAACCGCUCUGAUAAUGAACAAUGAAAUAAGCAGCUUUUUUCGCUGGAUAUUUGAAAGGUUGCAGGCUUCAGAUAGUAGUUCUAAGGAAAAAGAGAAAGAACGCAAGCUUUGGUUAUUGACUUCUUUACGAGAGGUUUUUGUACGUAACCAACUUGCUUCAAGUUCUCAAACUGUAUCAAAUUCUGGACCUUUUCAACAGUUCAUUCCUAAUGUUCUUCAUGAUUUGGAAAGUUUGCUAGACUCAAUGGAUAGUUCAGAUUGCUUUCCUGGAAUAUUAGAGGUGUUAGAAAAAAUAGCAGAGCGAUAUCCUACUGAAUUUGGUGAACGGUUUCAGGAUAUAAUUGAUCUAUUGGUGGGAUGGUAUAUAGAUGUGUCAGUCUCGGAUACGCUUCAUUCUCUUAUAUCAGAUACUUUCAAAAGACUACGCUCUUUUUGGUCAAAAAACUUGAAUUUUGCUUAUGAGUUAUUGAGCCACUUUCUAGCAGACAUGGAGGUGCUUUCAGGUGUGACAGUAUCUCAAGAAGGACCUCAGAUCGAUGAUAGAACCAAAAGCGAGGGUGAAACUAUGCCAACUAUUGCUGAUGCAGUUGGCUCAAUUUUGCAUCAAACUUCUUCGGUGGAUGUUAACAAUGCGAUUGACACAGAAAAUGCGCAUCCCUUUGAUCAACUGCGAGCCUGGAUCAUUAAGUUCAUAUUUGUUAUAGCCGAAUUAUAUAUGGAUACUGGAUGGUUUGAAAAGGGGAGCCAAAUAAUUUUGACUAUGAGCUCUACGAGAAAGACAUCAUUUGUACAGCAUCAAGUUCAGUCGGCCAAAUUUUUGUUGCUACAGGUUCAAAAUGGUCUUCAAAAAGAAUCGAUUGAUUUUGUAGUAGAUGAUUGGUUUGACUGUUUCCUUCAGAUUCUCUCUCAAUGGACUCCUCAUAUUCAUCCUGAUGUCAUAAUCAUAUUGGCAGAUCCAAAUUCUUCACUAAUGAAACUUCGCUUAUAUCACCCGUAUUUCGCACGGCUGCAUUCGGACAUUUUAGACAUGUUCCGUAUACUUCUUAAGAAUCAAGAUCAUAACUCUAUUUCAUCAGAAGAUAAAAUAUUUCUUAUUCGACAGAUUACUAUUGAAAUUAGUCAAAUGAUAUCUUUCAUACUUUCUUUAAAUAAUCCAAAAAUUGACAUGCAAUCACCAUUAAAACAUAACGUAAUGAUUAAUACUAUUUAUGAAGAACAUACGUCUGAUCUCUUUCCUGAAGGCUUGCAGUCUCUUUUUAAUGUCACUAAUUUGCCCACAAGUACACAUAUAUUGAAUGAUAGAAUAGCAACUUUUGUAAUUGUUUUUGAUAUUGAGCUCAUUAUACAACUUGCGCCUGUAUUGGGGCAUGCUAGAGAAAUCUUUUGGAUUUUUUACUUUAUACUUAACAAACUCAGGGAAUGUGGUUAUUUUGACGGUAUAUUAAUGUGUUCUUUGAUGAAUGCUCUUAGACAUGCAUGUAAAAGUCAUAAUAAUCUGUCUCCAAAAUUAUCUAGCAAGCGUUAUUUUAUACCGGAAGUAGAAGAGAAGCAUCAACCUGAAUCUGCAUUUCAUACAAUGAUUUUUCUCAUUAAUGCACUAUUGCAGAAUCAGCUUGAAUUAUCUUUCAAUGUUUUUACAUUAAUUAUUGAAUGGGUUAGAGAUGUUUUGGAAUUUUGCAAUACUCAUGAAUUUACGUCAACUGAUACAAAAGAUCAUAUUCGUCAAGAACUUGAGUGCAUUAUUUGCACUCUGAUUGCUGUGUCUAGAUCUGUCAAAAAUAAUAACAUCCGUAUACAAAUACCUAAAGUUAUACAUGAUUAUUUUGAUGUUUUUGGAUCGCUAAACAUUAGUCAAAAGUCCUUUUCUAAGAUUAUCCAAAGGAUUAAUGACGUAGACCUUAGAGUACAAUCUGGGUAUUCCAAGUUGAUUUAUAGAAUAAAUCCUUUUUUUGCAACUUUUUUGCAUGACGAUUUAGAGGAUCAAUUAGUGAUGAAAUUCAAAGCAAAUGUGUGCAUGGCACCGAAUUUAGGCAAUUUCAGAUCACCUCAUUUCCAAAUCGUAAUGAACCAUUUGGGAAUGAAAGAGUUAUUAACCGGACAAGAUGAAAUUGACAACGUUGCAUAUGAUCCAAGCGAGAAAGGACAAUGGCGCCUGCGAUUGUUCCUUUCGUGCCAAUCUAAUGAUUUAUUCAAUAUACAAGAUGUUAUAGAAGAUUACAAUCUCAAAUAUGUCUAUUCACAAGAUGAAAUUGUUUAUGCUGUUGUAAAUUCCAACGACUUGCUUACAUUUUGGACACUUUGGGAGGUUGCUCGUUAUUGCGUACUUUCAAGGUUACGGACACCAUUCGGAGGACCAAAGCAGACAUUUGAUGCUUUUGAAAAGAGAUUAAAUGAAUUACUGGCAGAUGACCUUUUGAUUUCUAUAAAAAAUGAAUUGGAUGAUGAUAAUUUACAUUAUAG
Messenger RNA from Racocetra persica, 2602 nucleotides. The record is from the annotation of a GenBank genome assembly. NCBI's taxonomy places the organism in Eukaryota, Fungi, Glomeromycota, Glomeromycetes, Diversisporales, Gigasporaceae.